Messenger RNA from Helicoverpa zea (corn earworm), 1514 nucleotides. RefSeq names its product pyroglutamyl-peptidase 1-like. The record is from RefSeq and is a predicted model, not a curated record. Gene Ontology annotation, cellular component: cytosol. Gene Ontology annotation, biological process: proteolysis. The coding region runs from base 843 to 1451 and encodes 202 amino acids. Lineage: Eukaryota; Metazoa; Arthropoda; Insecta; Lepidoptera; Noctuidae. Gene Ontology annotation, molecular function: pyroglutamyl-peptidase activity. The transcript is spliced from 4 exons.
GCUCUUCUCUAUAGGAAGCUACUUUUGGAAUGGACAAUCAGAAUCAAACUUAUCUAUAUUUUUAAGGCUAAAUUAAAUAAAAUGAUUUCACUUCCAUCGUCCUUAUUAUGUUACCCAGUGUAGAUGUAUUACUUUGGUUCUCUAUAUAUUAAUGCUUAAAUGUACCUACACUACUACCAGACUAGGUAUCUGUAGGUACUAAUGCUGCCUACCUAAAUAUUCAAUUAAAAGACGCAAUAAAUAUUUCAUGCGUCACACACUGCGGGUUAUUUUAAAUUACCUUAAUUAAUUGCGUAAUGGGUACCUAUCAAAUCGUUCACUAUGACAACAUUUAUAGGUAUUCAACUUAAACUUCAUAUUUUUUAAAUUCAGCUGAGAAUUAUCAAAACAUGGUUUGUAUUUUAAGGGUUGGAGUUUAACUGCAGUAAAAUUUCUUCAGCAGUAGCUACUCUUUUGAUCGGUUACUGCGCUAUAGGCUAUGGGUAGUGGUGGUCGCAAGCGCGACUGCCAUACAGGAUCUCUGAUCCGAUGCGACAUCUGUGAACAACUAUGAUGUACAGAAUCGCAUAGCUGGGUCGGGCUGAAAUCAUUUUGAAGAUUUCACAAAGCCGCCAACGACCCGAGGACGCGUAAAGCCAAAGUCCCAAAGUGCGCCAGACAGAUGACAUUAGCAGCUAUAUUUGCACUCCCGUUGCCAAAGGGAACUCUAGCCAAUAAAUAACCAUCCACGUCUGCUGUUGUGUAAUGAGUUUCUAUGCUUAUUAAAUCAGUUGUUGUCAAGCCGUGACGUGUUUCAUUACAUCUGCCAUAAACAAACUCUUUGAACGAAGAAACGUUUUGAUAUGAGAGAAGUCACAGGAUUUGGGCCUUUUCACCCUUAUAAAGAAAAUGCAAGUUGGGAAGGAGUGCGAAAAAUUAACGAGAGCAGGCUCGGAGCUGACAUAAGUUUGUGUACAAGCGAAAUUGCAGUGCGUUACAAGGAAGUGGAUCGGCUGAUACCGGAGUUGUAUCGCAAAUUCCAACCGCAUUUUGCCAUGCACGUUGGAGUAUCAGACACACCUCCCGAAUGUUUUUACUUGGAAUCUAAAGCUAAUAAGCCUGGGACAGUGGAAUAUCUCGAUGACGAAGCUAAGGAGAGACCGGUACCCGAUGUGAGGUACCAGCGUCUACGGGAUUACAUGACAACAAGCCUGGACGUGCACAGCAUAUGCAAGGAGUUUAACCAUUUGUUUUGCGGAACCGAGCUGGAGGCUGUUCCAUCAAAUGAUGCUGGCAGAUAUCUGUGCGAGUACAUUUACUACAAGUCUCUCUGCUUGGGCCCCGCUCUGUUCGUCCAUGUGCCUUCUACCAAGUACAGCUACGAUGAAAUCGCUGACGGCUUAGAAACCAUUAUAAAAUUAUGUGUUAAACAGCUAUAUACUCGUAAUGCGUACUCCUAUUAUCUAUACUAAUCGAUUUGAAAAAUUCUUUCAGUGUUAGAUAGCCCAUUUAUCGAGGAAGGCUAUAGGCUACUU